Cephus cinctus (wheat stem sawfly) is the source of this 2810-nucleotide messenger RNA. RefSeq names its product osmotic avoidance abnormal protein 3. The coding region runs from base 157 to 2556 and encodes 799 amino acids. Gene Ontology annotation, molecular function: microtubule binding; microtubule motor activity; ATP binding. NCBI's taxonomy places the organism in Eukaryota, Metazoa, Arthropoda, Insecta, Hymenoptera, Cephidae. Gene Ontology annotation, biological process: microtubule-based movement. The record is from RefSeq and is a predicted model, not a curated record. The transcript is spliced from 4 exons.
CAGUCCAGAAUCUUUGGCCAUAACGCGAGUAACUCGUGCUUCUUUCUAAUCCUGUAUUAUAUUCGAAGGACAAAAUAUAAAGAAAAAAAAAGAGAAAACUUGCGAAGAUAAUUAACACCGGUAUCCCAUGACAAGUAUAUCUUUUACGUUACCAAGAUGAGCGAGUCCGUAAAGGUAGCCGUGCGCUGCCGUCCAAUCUCGCAACGAGAAUUGCAACAAGGCUGUCGGAAUGUCGUUACGAUCGAUCCGUCGACCAAGAGCUGUACCUUGGAGGGCACGUCGAACGCCGGCGGAAAGGUCUACCAGUUUGAUGCUGCGUUUGGUGCAGAGUCGACAACGGAGUCCGUCUACGAGGAUGUUGGUUCCGUGGUGGUGGAGGCCGUUCUGGACGGUUACAACGGUACAGUCUUUGCCUAUGGGCAAACAGGCUGUGGAAAAUCCUACACGAUGCACGGCUUCAUCGAGCGCAGUCUCGAGCAUCUCUUCGAAGCGACCUCGACCUCGAGUUCGGAGACGAGGUACUUGGCACUUCUGAGCUACCUGGAGAUCUACAAUGAGCGACUGCGAGACCUACUGCAGGACAGUAGCGCCGAGAGCGAAGGGCUGCUACAGCUGAAGGAGGAUAGCUCAAGAGGAACCUACGUGGCAGGUGGUCUUCGCGAGGUCACCGUUAAGGAUGCUGCGGAAUGCGCUCGAUUGGUCGAGCAAGGAGAUCGACGUAGAGCAGCUGCGGCUACGAAGAUGAAUGCAGCCAGCUCUAGGAGUCACGCAGUCCUGACUCUUGCCCUUGAGGCUAUAGCGAUAAACGAGAAUGAUAAGCGUGGUAGCGCCGUUAGGAGAGGCAGACUUCACCUGGUGGAUCUUGCCGGAUCCGAGAGACAAGCUAGAACCGGAGCGACGGGUGAUCGAUUGAAGGAAGCUGCUAGUAUUAAUUUAAGUCUUUCUGCACUUGGCAAUGUCAUAAGUGCUUUGGCAGCGGGUAAUGGCAGACAUGUACCUUAUAGAGACAGUAAACUUACCAGACUGCUUAGAGACAGUCUUGGUGGCAAUGCCAGGACUCUUAUGAUAGCUUGUGUCAGUCCCUGCGACCUUGAUGCUGAUGAGACUCUCAGUACUCUCAGGUACGCAGCCAGGGCACGGUGUAUAAAGAAUAAACCUGUUGUUAACGAGGACCCAAAGGAUGCGCUGUUGAGACAGUACCAAUUGGAACUGCAGAGGUUACGCAAAUUAUUAGAGUCCAAUGACAAUCCUCGUGGUGGUCUUACGUUGUCGAAGGAUGAGGACGAUCGGGAAGGACGCUACGAGGACGAGGUUGAGAGGCUCAAGAGAGAGUGCGAGAACUCGACUUUAUCCGCACAGAAACUUCAAGAAGAGUUGUCCUUGCUGAGGUCUCGAUUCGAAGGAUCAGGAUUCACUGCAGAUGGAAGUAGCGGGGCUUGCCUGGAGACGGAGCGAAAAGGACAAGACGAGGAAUUGGAUUCAGAGCGCGAAGAGAAGAGACGAAAGAAACGCGAAAUAGCCAGGAAGGAGGUUAUGAGGAGACUCGAGAGACUCACGAUAGGUGGCGAAGCCAGAGGGGAUGCUGAGGCUAGAAGAAGACGAGAGAGGAGGAGAAAAAGAUUGGAAGCGCUAGCGGGAGCUUUGGAGGCUGGUGCUGCAGAAGGUAAUGGCGCGUUCGAGGUCUAUGGACAGUUGAAGUCUACGGAGGAUGCACUGAAGAGGAUGGCUAAAAGAGCGAAACAAUUGGAAGCUGAAGCGGCGGAUCUUCAGGCAUCUUGGGACGCGGAACGGAGAGAUCUUCUUCGAAGAGAACUUCUCGCCACUCAACUCUGCGAUGCCAUGAUUCCACAUCUGCGACCUGGCUGUCCGUUCCGCGAUAUUGCAGCAGUCCGAGCAGCAGCGACCUGGUGCGAUGAACUUGGUCGCUGGAGAAUUCCGGAUGUGACACCUCAUAUACCUCUGCCGCCACCUCCUUUACCAAGAGACACCAAUGGCUCGACUAAUAAUACCGAACUAGAUCACAAUAACAACAAUGAUACCGGUAACGAUGAUUCUGGAGAAAAUGAUAAAAAGGAAUUUAAAAAGCGCGACAUCGUGGAUACUUAUUUCCGCAGAAGUCGGAUAGACGCUCUUCUUGCUCAUGCACGGGAAGCCAAGACUAUUGAAACUGUGGGACGUCUGAGUAAAUCUGGUGGAUCGGACGAGAUCACAUCGAAUGGAAACAAUUACUCGCAGUUGAGUGCCUUAAAUUUACAAAGUAGCGCACCAGCCAUUCCUGACGGCAGUUACAGACCCCAACGGCAACAAUUUAGCCAAGGAUCUGGCUGGCUGGUCGAGGACAGUAUGUCAAAGCCCAACUCUUAUCCGGGCAUAACGACCCUGAGGAAGAACCCACCACGAAUACUCGAAGCACUGCCGUCUUAUCCGUUGGGCAGUAUUUCCCGGAUGCCGUCCCGUUUGUCGGAUGGCAAUUCUUCUUUGCAGCUGUCACACGACGAUAAUCCUCUGGUGUCUCAUACGUAUCAGACACAUCACGCACGCUCACCAACAUACUAAAAUCUGUGGAAUAAAAGGAAACGAGAAAUUGUAUUUGCCGGCUGUUAUCCAAUGGGUCAUGAUAACGGUCCUUGCCGUGGUCUACCAACUCUUAUUUCUCGAGUAAAAUAUAAUUACUUAAACGGUGUAUGAGAAUAACGCAUGUACAAGGUUUGCAUGAGUGCACGAAUUAUACUUGGACAGUGAACAAGUAUGUAUAGUAUAUACAUUGUAUAUCCUGUAUAUAAAAGUAAAUAUAUAUAUAUAUACACUUA